AUGGACCUUCUUAAACUGUAUCACGAUGAAGACUCUACCGCAGAUACAUCAUCAGAACAUCUUUCAGCCGAUUCCCCAGGAACAAAUGAUAUAUUCGAAGAGCAACCAAUAGCUCCUCGUAUAGGGGAGGAGUAUCAGGUGGAAUUGCCACUGCUGGAGAGAAGAUCACAAUACCUCGUCCCAAUUUUGAGCUCAGUCUCUGUCGGUACCACGAAUGAUACUGAUUUCGCUGUCAAAAUAGGAUUAGAUAUUCCGGUGACAUGGACUCUUGACAGGGAUGAACUAGAACCAUAUGUUUGUACAAGUGGUGCUGAAAUUGCCGAUGUAGAGUUGGUAAGAUUUGAUGGAGGUCUAUAUUCAAAAUUUCAUGAUUCAUUGAAUGGGCGUGCAGCUGAAGUUUCGAAGACUCAUGUAAAUGGUUCCGUAGCCUCAACGUAUAAGGGUGAAUUAUUCGAUCAAAAACCAAAUCUUGGGAAAAGAUAUUGUCCAAUACCUGCUUUGCCUAUGACCCCCUGGACAGAUGAUGAGAAGAAGAUCUUCCUCCUCGGCCUCUAUGUUUUUGGUAAAAAUCUUGUCCAAGUGAAGAGGUUCAUAGAGUGCAAAAGGAUGGGGGAUAUACUUUCGUUCUAUUAUGGGAGUUUCUACAGAUCAGAUGCCCACCGUAGAUGGUCAGAGUGUAGAAAGAUGAGAAGCAGGAAGUACAUUUAUGGGCAACGGAUUUUUAGUGGUUGGCGGCAUAAUGAACUUCUGCAGCGUUUGGAUCAGAACUUAUCGGAGGCAGGCAGAAGUGCUUUAGUUGAGGUUAGUGUUUUGUUAGUCCUUUUUUAAUUUUUUGAGCAUCAGAUAUGAAAAUUUUCCUUUACGAAUGAUCGUUGGUCUUCAAAUUAUUAACUUUGAUGAACGGCAUACAUUUAAGUCAUUAGUGCAGUAAGAGAACAGGUUAGAAUUUCUUUUCCAUUCAUCUAUAGAUAUUUCGUCCUAAUUUCCUGGGAGCAGGGCUGUGUCCGAGCGCUUUCUGACUAGAUCCUGGCACCUGUAUCCAGGUCACGAAUAUCUAUCUACUUUGGAUAUUUGGUUCAUCCAUCCAGGCAAUUUUCUGCCAUUCUUUGGUGGUGGCCAUUCCAUGUGAGAAUCAUCGUGAUUCCAUUAAGGUUCUGCCUCCCUCUUUCCCUCUUGGUCUCCCCCCUCUCAGUGACCUUUCCAUUUUUCCCCUCUUAUGCUAUCACACCCCUGGUACUUCUGGCAAUAGUUGCCAGUAGACCCAAUAUCCUUUUCUCCCCUAUUAAUGGAGGCCUUAAUAGCUCUGAUAUUUUCCUUAUUGUACAGUUGUAUUCUUUCUAGCGAUUUAUAAGCAGUCAUUUCAUGUUUUCGUCUCCUAAAUGGCCAUCCUUCUCCGUCUUCAUUCCUUUUUCUUUUGUUCUCUGCACCAUCUGGCAGUAAUGAUUCCCUGGGUCAUUCCUGCAAAUCCCUUCUGUAGGUGUUAUAUCACUUGGUUGCUCUCCUUUGUGGUUAUAGCAUAUUACUGACAUGUUUUCUGUUUGGUUAAUGUGACCUCUCCAUUUAUGGUUGCCACUGAGAUUGUCCCUUCUCUCCGUUGCUUCUCUUCACUGUCUCCAUCUCCAGUUAUGUAGGAUGACAGAACUUUUAUUAUCCUUGGAUCCUCACUGUUGUUAACCCCAGUCAACAAGUUUCUCAGUCCAAUCUUCAAUUCUUCCUACAAUGCCCUUUGCUUCUGCGACUGUAGCACCUUCUCUCACUCCCUCGGAAUGAACACAAUCAUAUAGCCAUGUUUGGUGGUGUUUGACAAUGCGUGUCGAUGGUUAUAAAUGAGAGCCGUGCCCAGUUGUAAUUGAUCAUAGUUGGCUAUGCUUGUACGACUUUCUUGUGCUCUAGCACAACUUUUUUUUCCUCUGAUAUCUGUCAUUCAUAUUUCAAAUUAUAUUUUUAAAACUGGCGAUCGUUUCAAAACCUCUUAAUUAUCCCAGAAUUAUAGGGAAUUUAAAGAUACAAGUGAAAAAAUAGGAAUAAAAUGGGUAUCAGAGAAAAUAAAACUUCUCACUGAGUCACAUCGAGCACUGCCAUGGCCAGCUGUGACAAAGCUUUGCCAUCAGUUUCAAAAUCUCCUAUUUAUUAGAAAAUGUCAUUGGUCCUCUUAUCAUGACAUCGUUUAAUAAAAAAGACGUGUUUCAUCCCUCUUAAUUUUAAAGGAUUUCAUCCUCAACCAUUGUGCACGCCUAAAAGUAGGGAAAUCCCUCAGGUUUGGCCUCCUCUAGGGAGUGCUGCUGUCAUAAUAUCUUUACAAGUGGUUUGAUUUAACUUGAAGCUCUUCUCUCUCUCUCUCUCUCUCUCUCUCUCUCUCUAUAUAUAUAUAUAUAUAUAUAUGUUAUAUAUUUAUACAUAGAUGGUUUCAGUAAAUCCUAUUCCAUGCCAAUCAGGGUCGAUUCACUUUUUUUUUUAUGACCGAUAUUGAGAUUAUUUGGAACUUAUGUCGGCUGAUAUCUAGAGUAGAAAUUUUAAAUACUUCGAAGCAGUUGUCUGAUUGAAUGUCCAUGGACUCAGUUUGUGUCGGUUUCUUGAUAAGCUCCACAAUAUAUCUUAUUGAGAUCGUAAGCCUUCUAUAUCAUGGUCGAUAAUCUCCUAGGGGAGGCAAUUGCACAUAUAUGGAUUCAUGGUACCUUAUCUAUGAGAGGUGUCUCAAUUUAUAUUUCAAUAUACAGAAUUAUGCCUCAUAUUUAUAAAUACAUGGAACUUCAAAAUUGAAGUCUCAGUUUAGGGUGUUUCAGGUGUUUUGGACUUUUCCUUGGACAUGUUUUCUUGAUUCAGAUGGAUAUGAUUAUGAAUUUGACCAGGGAAGUUGUCAUAAGUUACCGGAGUUUUGGUAAGAUUUUUGAGAGUGGUUUCUUUUUCUCUUCUUUAUAUUUUCUUUUGGUGUUGUCUCUAGUUUUCUGGCAGAAAGUAGUGGGUUGAACUGCUGGUUGUUUAAUUGUGACGGAAUUCAAAUGGAUGGUGGUAUAUGGCUCCUCUCUACCCACUCCUUGUUGCCUGUUUUUAGGCGUUUAAUAUUUGGAGAGAUCAAGAGUUACUUCAUGAUAGCCUAAAUUAGCCUUAAUCUGGCUGAUUGGAUUCAACUGAAUGAUCAGAAUCAUACUUUUCUUAUUUGGCUGUCACUUUCCCAGCUUAUGGCUGGGAAACACGUUAUGCAUUACAGGCCUUCAGAUUUCUCUCUCCCUCUUCUCGUCACAACAAAAAAGUCCACGACUUCCAUCUUCUCGAAUUACUGAUCAAGGAAAAAAAACGUUUUCUCCUUGUCUGAUAUUGACCUUUUUUGUAUUCUUUUUACCUCUCCCUGAAGUCGUUCUGGUAAGAUUUACUCGUGAGAAAAAUCAAUCUUUUCCCUUGCAGCUAUGGCAAGAUUAGGAAUUCCUUCGUCCUGAGUAACUCUCCCAACCUUAACAUUCCAUCUUCCUUUAUUUCUCAUGCAUGGUAAAGGAAUUGGUAUAUGUAAAGUGGCGUCUAAAUCAACCUUACUUUACCAUGAUGUUGUCAACCGAUCUGGUGGUACUAGAAAAUAUCGUUUACUUAUAUCGUUUACUUUCUAUGAUGAAAUUUGAGUCGGUUGGGGGGUGGUGGGAGGGGCAGUUAACUCUUUGAGGUUUGUUUGUGUCAACAUCUAGCAUGCCCUCUUUUCUAAUACUCUCCCAUUAUGAUCUUUAAAUGAAUCUUCUCAUGAUCUAUUUAUCCAAGUACGGCUCUCUUGGACACUGCCAUUAUUAUCUCUAAACGGAUAUCCUAUUGAUAUUCCUGUCAUGUAACAAGGAAUUUGAUGGCACUAUUAGAUAGCUUAUCGGGUAUUGAUGGCACCGCUAGAUCAUCAACUGAUCUAGCUUGUCAGGCUAGGUCAUGCGUUAUGCCUUAUACUUUUGGAUUGUCCCAUCAGCCUGUCCACUUAAUAGGAUCUGGGUACUUUCUACUCAUCUCUAGGACUGCAUUUCCUCCUUUGUUUGUUUACUGCAUCACAGCAGCUUGAUACCUUCUUUAUCCUUUUGACUCUUUACAAGUCUGUCCUUUCCUUCAAGUUUCUUCAAUAUGGUGCAAUUCUCUCUUGUUUUCUUGGGAUCUCCAGUAUUAGUUUCCACAGUUCAUAUCAGACGUCUUCUCUUCUUCUUUUGAUUUGCCUAAUGCACUACAAGAUGUCAGCCUUCUACAUUGGCAUCUGCUUAACAAAACAUUACUUCUUCGUUAAAAUAUAUCUUCGUUCUGCCUUCAGUUCACUUUCCUUACAUAUCAGAUUCAGGUCGAAAUGGUGUUUUUGAUCACUUUUAUGUUAAAGGAACCCUACUAUUUUCGAGAUAACUAUUUACGAUACAACUCGUCAGUAAAACUACUCAUCUUUUAUGUCACGAACCGGUUGAAAACCAGUGGGCACCCUUUCCCCAGUAUUUUCGAAUUAGUCAUCUGAUUUCUCUUCCAGGCUCUCGUUUAGGAGUAGGGUCCAGCUGUAUAGGAUAAAUGGAAUAUAUUGAUCUUUCUUUAAAAUAUGUUUCUCUUGAUACCAAGUCUUGCUGAGACACCAAGUCUUGUGAUUGGGACCCCACUCUUCACCCCCUCUCAUAUUUGGUCCCAACUUUUUGCGGGGAGCCCAUUAGUUUAGGGUGUGCAAAACGCCCAAGAGUCCGAGCAUGGUGGGCUGAAAACGUACCUUUUGGUUUAAGCUCGCGAACAGUAUGCAACCCUUUGAUGUUUCUCCUAAACGUUUUGGGAGGGAAAGGUUUUGGCCGACUUGAGGAUUGAUGAUCAUAUUUCAUCCAAUGGGGGGGUGGCGGGGCAGUCCGACCCCAACUAGCUAGACAUAACGCAUGACCUAGCCCUCUUGAAAAAUCAGGCCGAGCUGAAUUUAGUAGAGUUAGACACGAGCCAGACCCAAUUUCAGUCUGAAUUUCAUGUUUAAUUUGGCUUUUGGGUUUUAAUCUAGUCUGUGUUUGAUCGAUGUGAAUCAAUGUUUAUGUUUUUCAUGUAUGUAGUAAUAGUAGUGUACUGAAAAUUAUACAUGUAGGAUAAGUUCAAAAUGCUUCCAGGAAUGACUUUCUGAGACGUUUCCAUCUAUAAGAUGGACACAUUUCUAUUGCACAAGCCCAUUAAUCAGUUGUCAGAUCAGGAUUAAUAUGGGGGCUUUGGUUAUGCAUGGUUGGAGCCUCUUGUUGACGAUGAUCUCUGCGCGUUAUCAAACCUCAGCUGUGUUUUUGACAUACCUAAUGCUAACUUAGGAAAUCAAGCCAUAUGUUAUUCUCAGUAUUUCAGAUGAGUUCUAAAAUUUUCGUGCUAAAGAAUAAAAUGGAUCCUCUGCCUGGGGAAAAAGGGAAAAAACAUUUGAAAAUAUUUUUUGCCUAAACGUCAAUGAUUUGGGGGGAGGUGGGUCCUCGUCAGAUACUAUUGUGAGAAGCAGCUCAAAAUCUCCGUCAAACUCUUUUGCCAAAUUGUUGUCUGUCGGGUACCUUCAUCUUCGUAGCCGAGUGGUUUGACUUUCUUUCUUGGUUGUCAGAUCUACGUGGCCACAAUCUUCUGCUCUGAUUCAUCUUCAGUGCUUGUUUGUGUGUUAUCUUAAAAGAGAAGAUUUUUUUACUUCCUCUUGUGACGCGUUCUUCUGAUGUUUAAUCAUUCUGCUCCUGAAUCUCUUUUCUUUUUAUCAAAUCCAUCGUUUUAUUCAUUCGUUUGAGAUAACCCAUCAAGCGUAUGUAAAACUUAUGAUAUUUGCUCAGGCCACAAAAGCGCUCGGCGAGUGCAAAAUAACUCUUGAAGAGUACGUCUUUACUCUAAAGAUGGCUGUCAGUCUGAAGGCCCUGGUGGAAGCUGUGGGUAUCGGCAUAGAGAACUAUGAUCUCACUGGAUUGGCCUCAGAUCCUGCCAAAGCGACCCAUGGGACAUCCACUCGUGCUGAGAUACCUGUUGGGAAAGCUUGUUCUUCACUCACUUCUGUAGACAUCAUCAAGUUUCUGACCGGAGAUUUUCGGCUAAGUAAAGCAAGGUCUAAUGAUCUGUUCUGGGAGGCCGUCUGGCCUCGGCUGCUUGCCAAAGGGUGGCACUCCGAACAGCCCAAGAAUAGCAGUUUUGGCACUUCAAGGCACUCCCUCGUCUUCCUGGUGCCGGUCAUUAAAAAAUUUUCGAGGAAGCUCGUGAAGGGGAAGCACUAUUUUGACUCUGUCAGUGACGUUCUGAACGAGGUCGCCUCCGACCCAAGGCUUCUUGAGCUCGACAUCGAAGGUCUGAAGGGGGAUAAUGGGAAGGAUGAACAUGGAUGGGAUGGAGGUAGCAACUUGGAGGAGAAUGGGUCGUCUGAUCAGCAGAAUCAUCUCUACCUUCGUCCUCGUUUGCCCAACUGCAACUCGGAGCUCAUGAAGUUCACAGUUGUGGAUACUAGCUUGGUCCACGCAGAGCCCCCAUUCAGGGUCCGAGAGCUGAAGAGUUUGCCUGUGGAUCCCACUAUUAUUGGCUAUGGCGCAUCGAGUCCAUGUGAAGCGGACAGUAACAGCUCAGAGGACCAGCCGAUCUCAACAGAGAUGUCAUUGACCGAUGGCAAGAAAGUCAAGGAAGCCCGGAGACGAGUCAACAAAGUGGGAAAGUCCAUGCUGGCUGAUCGUGCCGCAUCUGUUUCAAAGAGAAGAGUACUGAUCAACAGGGAAGAUUCCGAUGGACGAUACCCAAAUGGGUCAUCCGAGUUUGACCCCACGAAGGACGAGGAGUUCCAAUUUGGUGUCGGAUCGAAGAGUGGCAAGCCAAACUAUCUCUCCCCCGUCUCAAAGAGGCAGAGGCUGACUGCUUGCAGAAACCCAGAAUCUGUUUUCCGAGCAUUAUCCUCUGGAGAUCUGGUGGAGAAGGAGAUUGGUUGCCUGGUCAAGCCCAUGGAAGUGAAUGAAUCGGUGGUUGCCGAGGCUGGGCUAGUGGCGAAAGACAGCCCCAAUGAGUCGAACGAAUACAUUCAAAAUGGCAACUGCGUCAGCACUUCUAGUAUUGGAGAGGUGGCUAUCCCCUGUGGGAAGACCACUCAGGCCAGAGCUUUGAUUGAUCUGAACCUCCCGCAGUUUCCCCCAGAUUUCGAUGCUUGUGAGGCAUUGAACGCAGAGGUGGCGGACAACCAGGAAGACUUGAGUUUGAAGCUGGUCUCAAUUCCAUUGGGAGGGCAGAAUCCUGCCAAACAUCAGUCGUGGGAGUAUUCUAAUGGCGUGUCUAAUGAGCCUCAUGAUACAGUGAACGCCCGCCGGCACAGCACCAGGAACCGGCCAUUGACAACCAGAGCUCUAGAAGCCCUGGCAUCUGGGUUCCUCGCUACAAGGCGGAAGGGUAAAGCCACAAAGACCAAGGUCUCCAGCAGUGUGGCAUCAAGGUCCUCUAGACCCUCAUACAAGACUGUGGAAACAUCAGCAUCGGCAACAACUGUCGACCGUGGAAGCGCUAUCUGUGAUCUGACGGACGCCAAAUUUGAAGCAAUGGAAGAAGAAUGCAGCAGCAACCCUAAUCUGCCAUGA
Spirodela intermedia is the source of this 7520-nucleotide messenger RNA. NCBI's taxonomy places the organism in Eukaryota, Viridiplantae, Streptophyta, Magnoliopsida, Alismatales, Araceae. The record is from the annotation of a GenBank genome assembly.